Molecule: messenger RNA, 1461 nt
Organism: Corylus avellana
Lineage: Eukaryota; Viridiplantae; Streptophyta; Magnoliopsida; Fagales; Betulaceae
Source: RefSeq, a predicted model, not a curated record
AUGAAAAAAUGCACAAACUUCAAAUGCAACAUUGGUGAUACAUCAUCGCCAGCUUCUGAUAUCCCAAUUUCUGAAAAUUCUUCUAAAAGACUUCGAAGAGUUGAUGGCAAUGAAUUUAUUAUUAGUUCAUUAGAGUUUGAUCCUAGAUUGUGUCGUCAGAUAUGGGAAUAUGAUGUUAAUCACGAAGAUGAAAUUCGAAGAGCUUACAUUAAUGCUAGUCCAUACCGACCUCCGAUCUCAAAUUACCCGAAAUCUGGAAAAGAAAGUCAUCUUCGUAGCUUUCAACCUUCGUGGUACAAUCUAUUUCCUUCGUGGCUUGAAUAUUCACGUGAGAAAGAUGCAGCCUUUUAUCUACCUUGUUUUCUCUUUAAUAAGCCAUCUGGGCAUUUUACACAACGUGUAUUCACUAUAGAUGGAUUUAGGAAUUGGAAGAAAGUUAGAAAUGGAAAAGAUUGUGUUUUUCUCAAUCAUAUAGGAAAAGAUCCUACUUCAUUUCACAGAGUUGCUGAGAAGUCAUAUGAAGAUUUGAAAAACCAAUCUCAACAUAUGCAGAAUGUGUUUGAAAAGCUCACUUCUGAACAAAUUGCAAACAAUCGACUGCAGUUGAAAGCCUCAAUUGAUGUUCUUGCUGAAGUGAUCGCUAAAGCUCCCAAAAAUGCCACUUACACAUCACCAAUGGUACAAAAACAAAUUUUACAUGUUUUUUCAGCCAAAGUAAAGGAAAUAAUUCAUAAUGAAAUUGGUGAUGCAAAGUUUUGUAUAAUUGUUGAUGAAGCUCGUGAUGAGUCAAUGAAUGAGCAAAUGGCUAUAGUUUUAAGAUUUGUUGAUAAUAAUGGUUUUGUGCGAGAACGCUUUUUUGGACUUGUUCAUGUCUCUGAUACUGCGGCAUUAACCUUAAAAAAAGGUAUAUAUUCUGUAUUGUCUAAACAUCAACUAGACAUUCAAAAUAUUCGAGGGCAAGGAUAUGAUGGCGCAAGUAAUAUGCGAGGGGGGUGGAAUGGGUUGCAAGCUUUGGUUUCAAAUGAUUGUACAUAUGCCUACUACAUUCAUUGUUUCUUACAUCGUUUGCAAUUGGCAUUAGUGGCGGCAUCAAAAGAAGUCAUUUCUGUUAAUCAAUUUUUUACCAAAUUGAAUGUUGUUGUCAAUUUUGUUUGUGCCUCAUGCAAUCGGUAUGAAGAAUUGCGGGUUGCCCAAGCUGCUGAAAAUGCUUACAUGAUUGCAAUUGAUGAGAUUAAAAGUGGAAGGGGCUUAAUCAAAUUAGUAUGCUACAACGAUCUGGAGAUGCGCGUUGGAUCAGUUUCUAACUUGAUCAAAAUUUAUACUCCAGCUUGUGAAGUUAUUGUUAAAAUCAUUGAUGUGGGAAUUUCUUCUUCCCAACGAGCAGAAGCUGAUUCAGUUCAUCAGAUAAUGACUUCAUUUGAAUUUGUAUUCAUCUUACAUCUUAUGAAAGAAACUAUAUAG